Molecule: messenger RNA, 4023 nt
Organism: Boleophthalmus pectinirostris (great blue-spotted mudskipper)
Lineage: Eukaryota; Metazoa; Chordata; Actinopteri; Gobiiformes; Gobiidae
Product: transmembrane protein 106B-like
Exons: 8
Coding region: 88-864 (258 amino acids)
Source: RefSeq, a predicted model, not a curated record
UGUGAACCAUAAUAAACACAAGCUCCAUAGCGGAUCACUAAAACUGGAUAUUUUUACUAUUUUAUAAUCACAAACCAAGACGUCGCCAUGGGGAAGAGCCAGUCCCACUUGGGUAAGAACAAAGACGACAGCCAGGAGGCGCUCACGGGCUCUGACGCGGAGAAAGAGGAGAAGAGUGAGGACAUGUCACAGUUCCCCUACGUGGAGUUCACCGGGAGAGACAGUGUGACCUGCCCAACCUGCCAGGGCACCGGCCGCAUCCCCAGAGGUCAGGAGAAUCAGCUGGUGGCUCUGAUCCCCUACAGUGACCAGCGCCUCAGACCCAGCAGGACAAAACUGUACGUGACCUUAUCCGUGGCCCUGUGCCUGCUGCUGUCGGGGCUGGCGGUCUUCUUCCUCUUCCCUCGGCCCAUCGAUGUGUCCUACGUAGGCAUCAAGUCCGCGUACGUGUCCUACGACCAGGACAAGCGCAUCGUCUUUCUCAACAUCACGAGCACCUUGAACAUCACCAACAACAACUACUACGCCAUCUACAUGACCAACAUCACAGCCGAGGUGCAGUUCUACAAAACAGUGAUCGGAAAAGCCAAGAUAAACAACAGCACUCUGAUUAUACCUCUGGACGAGAGACAGGUCGACUACACAGUUCCCACCAUCAUAGCUGAUGAUAUGAGCUAUAUGUUCGCCUACUGCACCAUGCCCACCAUCAGAGUGCACAAUAUAGGAGUCAUGAUGCUAGUUACCGUGACGACGUCCUACUUUGGCCACGCCGAGCAGGUUUCCCAGGAGACGUACCAGUACGUGGACUGUGGCGCCAACACCACCACGCUGCACUCCGCACACACUCACGUCUACAAAGAGUGAACACGCCGUGGAUCGAGGACUGAGCUGCACUGAAGGGCUCCCCCUGCUGGCAUCACUGUGCCCGGCAACACAAGUCACCACAGCAGGGGAGUUUGUGUAUGAGUGGUGAGCCUACAUUCCUGCGCGGCCUCUAAAAAACAAACUGAACAUGAACUACGACGAGGCCUGAGCCAUUUCAAAAUGUCCAAGCUCAAUUUUCGUAAUAACAUUGCAAUUAUGAUUCAAUUUGCAAUGUUAUUUUUAGAAGCUGAAAUUCAGAUGAUUUCAAAUUUGGGAGAAACAUCAAAUUACAACUUGGAAGACAUUGUUUUCUUAAAAAGUGACCUAGGUAAGAGGAAUUUUGAUCUAUAGUAAAGUUUUUGACACUUUAAGGUGCAUAUGACUGGUUAGCGUACUUUUUCACCUCAACAUAAUUCUAUUUUAAUAUAUAAAAUUAUAAUUUUUAACAUUCUGGUUAAAUUUAUAAUUUUACUUCCUGGUUAGACAGCAGAUCUGAAAUACAUACAAUUCUUUUGGCACCCAUGCUCUAAACAAGGGUCAAAAUGUGUCCAAAUUACACAACAGUUACAAUUAUACAAAUAAAAAUAAAUGAUGACACCUUUUAUUUUGUUAAAUGAAGGUUUAAACAGUCAGAGAAAAUGCUUUCCUCGUGCGGCAAUUGUCCUGCAUUUUGGAUAGAUUCAUAAUUAGAAAAGCAUGAACCUCCCAUAUGCACUUUAAGAUACAAGCCCUUAUACAGUGACCACUAAGCAUUACUGGACCACUUUUAACAAUUAGGGCACGAACUUGGGCUCCCUCUUGAUCGUCUCCAUGCAGAAAUUACGAUAUUGCUUUGCCUGAAAUGUUCCACAGUAUGGCAUCAUCUAUAUUCUCUAUGGAAAGACACAUAUUUUUACUUUUUUUGAGCUGUUAACCACAUUAGAAUAUUGUUCCUUCAUUAAAAACAUACCUGAAGCUUAGACUGUAUGAAGUAGUGGAUUAAGGCUUCGUUCAGACUGCAGGACUUAAUGCUCAAUUCAGAUUUUUUUGUGGAAUCCGAUUUUUUUGCGAGGUUGUUCACAUUUCCAAUUAAACAUGACUUGUAUGUGAUCUCCAGUGUGAACUUUAAACGUCCCAAAAGUGUCCCACAUGAGCACUGGAGGACACAACGACGUCACACACACUGAGCAUGCUCGCUUUUUACAGAAGUCGCGUAAACAUGGACGUGAGCAUUGAGCACCUGGCGAUUUUGAAGUUGUUCUCGUACCGGAGCCAGAACACGUACAGCUUAUUUGUUUUAAGGAGGAGAUUGAGAAGGACGAGGUUUUUGGCCGUGGCGUUUUGUGGGGCAGUGGCAGCAACGUCUGUAGAAAGGAACGUGUGGGUGCAGCCAAGAGUGGUGGGAUUGCAAUGUGCUUCGCUGCUUCAUUGACACAAUCAGACACAGUUUUCAUGAGAUGAGAAGAACGUUUGUGUACAUUCGUGAGCGCCUACUUGUUCCACUCUCGCAGGAGGAAACACGUCUUUGGCGGCCUAUUUCAGUGAGCAAAGGCGUCGGUGUUGGUCUGUAUUGGCUCACAACAGGUGCUUGUUCACUGUUGUUAUGACUUCCAGGUGAGAUGAAAGCGACCUGACCGCUCAGACUGAAGUUGCAUGUCAAAAGAUCAGAAUGUAUCGGUUUUAGGAGCACAUAUCCAACUGGCCUUUUGAAAAAAUCAGAUGUGUCAUUCAGACUGUCAUUAAAUGAUCAGAUACAGGAGCAUAAGAACCAAAAAAUGGGAUCUGGGUCACUUCAGGCUGCAGUCUGAACGUAGCCUUAGUGAGUGUGAUGUUGCACAUAGUGUUCAACUCCAGUCAAAUGAAGCUCACUGAGGCUGGUUUUACAAACAAAAACAAAUUUGUGAGGAAAGAAGGCACCUGAUUUGUCUGUUAUUAAUGUUCACAUCCUGAUUUAUGGACAAAAGAGAGCACAAGAGAUAACUUUAUUGAUCUUAAGGGACAUUCAAGUUUUGCAUUUACACAGCGCGUCUGUUGCCUUUGUGUCUCCGUCAAAAUAGUGAAAUUAAAACAUCAGGAUCAUGUAGAGGGUUCAUGCUCACUUCAUAUUUAGAACAUAGCAAUUAGAAGGCUUCAAGCUGGUUUCAGUAAUCCUCUGAGCCUCACAAAACGCUUGAAUUUUCCCAGGAUUGUGAUGUCAUAGACGGACAUCCUGUGCAGUUUUUAAGUUUGUACAUCAUUGUAGCAUUUGUGCCACCAAAUCUUGCUCAUUACUGCUCCGUGCUUAUAUUAACAUGUUUCUUUUAAGGCAGUUUAAGUUUUUUCUGUGGCUAUUCCCUUUGUUGCCAGUAGAGGGCGAGCUCCACCAGAUUAGAGUACAGAAAGCACGGAGGAAACUGAAAUCAUGUCUGUAUUUUUAAGUAGACAUUAUUUUAAGUUGUAAAUCAUGAAAUUCAAAAUGAAAGAUUAUGUUUAAAGACAAUAGCAAUUCAAGUAAUGCAUAAUAUUUGUUCUUUAAUGCCGUACUGCGGAAUAUUCCAGAUUCCAGAAGCAAUAACAUCUCCAUGGAGAAAAGCAAGUGGCAGAUUUUUCACUAGAAAGGUUACACAGUGGACCUUUAAGGGUAAACUGGGCAGUAGAUAUUAAUGUUGUGCAAUAAGAUACAUUCAGUUGCUUUUUAUUUCAACAUUUUUGAAGAAUUUAAUCAAUUUAGUUUUGAUUUUUAUGUGAAAAAAGGGAUUGUCAAAUAAUGUACUUGUGUGUAUGUAGAGAUUGUUUUAUGUUUUUGUAACUUCUGCUUUUAAUUUCAACAUUUUGGCUUUUUAAAUGUUUUUUGCUUGUGAUUCUUGAUUCAAAUGAUCAUAUUUCAGAGAUUUAAAAAAUUUCAAGAUUUCAAAAUUUCAAAAUGGCAAAGGAAAGAGCUGAAAUUUCAAAACCCUCCCCAAAUUUCACAUUCUUGUUUGUGUUUUAUACUUUUUUGUUGACUAUUACCUGCUGGUUGUAAUCACUUUUUUUCUCACUAAUUGAAUUUGUUUGUGUGUUGCAAUGCCAUGUCUGCGCUCUAGGUGGUGCUGUGGGAUAACUGCUCUGACUUUUACCACGUCUUUGGAAUGGAACUCAAAAUAAGCAAUAAGCAUCUUUAAAGUUAUAAAGAUUAUGGUGAAAUAAACACGUUGUUAAAAA